ACUGGGAGUCGCCCGCAGUUCAGCUCGAGCCGCUCAGACCGGAUUCACGAGCAAACAUGACGAGCAGAGCUGAGCAUUAACAUCAGUCUGACAUACAGCUGCGUUUCUGAGCAGCACCGAGGAGUCCAGAACCAUGAGAUGAUAGAGAUCUGGAUCUGAAGUGAGUCUAGAGUGUGAAUGAGCAGAUCCGGAUUGAUCUGAUGAGUGCAGGAGCAGAUCGGAGUGGCUGCUGGAGUCAUGAAGACAGCGCUGGUGUUCCUCUGUCUGCUGUUCCUCACCUGUGCUGGAGACCCGGAUCAGACUGAGCCCAGAACACUGCAGUACCUGCGCAUUGGCGACGGCUCCGCUCGAGAGUUCCAGUUCCCGCAAAACACACGCGGUGUCAUCGUGAUCUCCAGCCAGUACCGCAGCUCCGGGGGCCGCAAGGGCCGAGACAGCCUGAAGCAGACUCUGCGGGUCCGGUCUCUGGAUCCAGACGUCAUCUCCAUCCUGAACGUGAGCGACAGCGGGCCGCAGAGCAGCUACACCAUCAGCAUCCGCUCGGGGCUCCCAGGGACGGCGCCGCUGCUUCUCCAGCUUCUGGAGCUGAGCCAGGACGCGGAGCCGCUGCUGAUCGAGGAGCGCAGCGAUUACUCCAUCAGGGUGGAGGCCGCAGCAGAACACAUGGAGGCCGGCGGGCUGCAGCACUUCUCUGAGAACCCGGUGCUGUUCGCACUGCUGCCGCUGAUCUUCGUCAACAAGUGUGCGUUCGGCUGUAAGGUGGAGGUGGAGGUGCUGCUGGCGCUGCUGCGGAGGCCGGUACCGCUGCUCCUGGGUGUCGCUGCGCAGUUCCUGCUGAUGCCGCUCUAUGCCUUCGCCCUGUCCCAGCUGGUGGCGCUGCCCACGGCUCUGGCGCUCGGCCUAGUCAUCACCUGCUCUGCCCCGGGCGGCGGCGGUGGGUACCUUUACAGCCUGCUGCUGGGCGGAGACGUGACCCUCGCCAUCUGCAUGACCCUGGUGUCCACAGUGGUGGCGACCGCUGCCAUGCCGCUGUCCUCCGCCCUGUACGGCCGGCUGCUGGGCGUCCACGCCGCGCUCCACGUGCCCUUCGUCAAGAUCCUGGGCACGCUGCUGUUCAUCGCCAUCCCGAUCUCGCUGGGGCUGCUGGUGAAGCUGCGGGUGCCCGCGGUGGCCAGCGUCCUGCUUGCCCUCAUCCGCCCCUUCAGCUUCGUGCUGAUCAUCGGCGGCAUCUUCAUGGCCUACCAGAUGGGCUCCUCCAUCCUGGCUCACGUGCGUGCCCCGAUGGUGGCAGUGGGCGUGACGGUGCCGGUGUUCGGGCUGCUGGCGGGGCUGGCGCUGGCGCGGCUGGCAGGGCUGGCGUCUCCGCAGAGGAGGACGGUAGGCAUCGAGGUGGGCGUGCAGAACAGUCUCCUGGCGCUGGCCGUCAUGCAGCUCUCCUUCCAGCGGACGGAGGCCGACUACGCCUCGCAGGCGCCCUUCAUCGUGGCGCUCAGCAGCACCUCCGAGAUGCUCCUGCUGGUGCUGGCACACAUCGCCCACCGCCGCCUGUGCCCGCCUGCUCCCGCCACCCGCACCCUCAGCUGAGCGCCCGCCGAACACACUGACAAACACACUGCCAUCGCCCAGACCACCACCGAACGCCUUCGGACACGGACACUUACACACACACACACACUCGCAGAGAUAUAUGCCUCAAUCAACAGAGCCAUGUGGUGCAUUAUGGGACGCUCUGAGGAGGAGAUGUGGAGGACACUAGUGCUACACACAGGAGACACUUGAGGAGGACACACACACACACACACACACACCUCAGCAGUGUGGAGACGAGUGGAGGACAGCAGUGAUGAGCUGUGGGGUGAUGUACCGCAUGUCUGCCGUGUGUUCUCCUCUGUUGAGUGUCGUGUGUGUGCGCAGUGUCUUCUCCAGACAUUAGUAGCUUGAUGAUGUUGUACACACUCCUGUGAUUAACUGCCAGUGCUCUUCUGCUCCUGUACGGCCUUAUUUCUUACACAGAACGCUCUGUCAGACUACUGAGAAUGUGUGUGGACGCCACUGAGCUCCAGAACCAACCGAGAUGAAGAUCAGCACAUCAUCACCAGACACGGGCAGCAGCUGUCCUGAGCGCAGAUACUGGUGCAGUGUUGAUCCUCUUUUGUAAUUCAGAGUUUAACGAGCCGAUUACAUGUGUGUGUGUGUGUUUGUGUGUGUGUGUGUGUGUGUGUGUGUGUGUGUGUUACAGCCACAGUGUUGAUCAGAGCAGAUAUUUUUCUAAGUGAUUGUUCUUUUGUAAUGGGUGUGUUUGUAUCUUGUUUACAGAUGUGUGUGUGUGUGUGUGUGUGUGUGUGUGUGUGUGUGUGUGUGUGUGUGUGUGUGUGUGUGUGUGUGUGUGUGUGCGCGCAGCUCAUUGUUCAAUGAUGAUGACGAUGUGUGAUUAAAUGCUUUUGACUUGACUAAA
Danio aesculapii is the source of this 2455-nucleotide messenger RNA. RefSeq names its product solute carrier family 10 member 3 (gene slc10a3). The record is from RefSeq and is a predicted model, not a curated record. Gene Ontology annotation, molecular function: bile acid:sodium symporter activity. Bases 238 to 1584 code for a protein of 448 amino acids. The transcript has a single exon. Gene Ontology annotation, biological process: bile acid and bile salt transport. Gene Ontology annotation, cellular component: membrane. Lineage: Eukaryota; Metazoa; Chordata; Actinopteri; Cypriniformes; Danionidae.